Messenger RNA from Vicia villosa (hairy vetch), 1173 nucleotides. RefSeq lists its product as uncharacterized. The record is from RefSeq and is a predicted model, not a curated record. NCBI's taxonomy places the organism in Eukaryota, Viridiplantae, Streptophyta, Magnoliopsida, Fabales, Fabaceae. The coding region runs from base 92 to 949 and encodes 285 amino acids. Gene Ontology annotation, molecular function: phosphoprotein phosphatase activity. The transcript has a single exon.
AACACAAACACAAACCCAAUUUUCUCUCUCUCUUUCUCUUUCUACUUUCUCUCUCUUCUUCAUUUUCUGAUAUCAAAUCUUUGAAACCAAAAUGGUGUCAAAGACUAAGAAGAAAGCUCCAACCAAAUCCAUCAAAGACCUUAACAAACGCCGCUGGCGCCGAAAAUCCCCGAUAAAAAAUGUCGUUGCCGCCUCCUCCGCCGUCCUCUCCUCCAUCCACCGCCGCAUCUCAAAACUCCUCUCGAAACUAGGCCUAACCCGCCUCAGUUCAAAUCGCAAACGAAAUAGCUACAAACUCCUCAAGAAAACUAACAACCUUUUCCAUUUCCCAAACGAAACCUCCCUAGACACCGUUUGCAAAACGCUCCUCUUCGACGAUAACGAACAACCGUCGAUUCUUCCACCUACUCUCUCGAAUCGGAAAACCGUUAUCCUCGAUCUCGAUGAAACCCUAGUCCAUUCCACAACAACUCUCCCUCCUCAGAGUUUCGAUUUUGUCGUCCGGCCGAUCAUCGACGGUGAACCGUUGGAUUUCUACGUCACGAAGCGGCCCGGAGUCGACGAGUUGUUGGAAUCGUUAGCGUCGAAAUAUGAAAUAGUGAUUUUCACCGCCGCGCUUAAAGAGUACGCGUCUUUGGUUCUUGAUCGGCUCGACCGGAACCGGUUUAUUUCGCACCGGCUGUACCGUGACUCGUGUGUUAACGUUGAUGGGAAGCUGGUGAAGGAUUUGGCUCAUGUGGGGAGAGAUUUGAAGCGGGUUGUGAUUGUGGAUGAUAAUCCGGUGUCGUUUUCGAAUCAACCCGAAAACGCGAUUUUGAUUCGGCCAUUUGUGGAUGAUGUUUGUGAUCGGGAGCUUUGGAAAUUGAGGAGCUUUUUGAAUGGGUCGGAUUGUUAUGAUGAUAUGAGGGAGGCUAUUAAGCAGUUUGUUGCUGAGAGAGACCGACGCUAGUAGUUUUUUUUCUUCUUUGAAUUUUUUUUAAUUGAGUUUGUGUUGGUUAAAGAAUGAAGUUGGUUGAACAGUGAAUUGUUCAACUUCAAUUGUCUAGUGAUGAUAAGAUAGUGAAAAGAAAAGAAAAAAAAAUAGGGAUAUUGUAAUGUGAUGUAUGUUGUGGAUUAGUAUCUUUUACUGUUUGUUAAUCAAUUAUACAGAGGUGGCUCCUCUGUUUCACAAAA